This is a messenger RNA of Plodia interpunctella (Indianmeal moth), 4646 nucleotides long. RefSeq lists its product as uncharacterized. Gene Ontology annotation, biological process: cytosolic ribosome assembly. Lineage: Eukaryota; Metazoa; Arthropoda; Insecta; Lepidoptera; Pyralidae. Bases 166 to 3360 code for a protein of 1064 amino acids. The transcript has 11 exons. The record is from RefSeq and is a predicted model, not a curated record. Gene Ontology annotation, molecular function: GTPase activity; GTP binding; ribosome binding. Gene Ontology annotation, cellular component: cytosol; ribonucleoprotein complex.
UUCUUCACUGUAUGUAUGAUUGUCUCACAUUUGUUGGCUCAUAUUGUGCAAUUUAUUUCACAAAUUUCGCGUAAUUAUUCAACAUUUCAGAGUAUUUGAUGUUACAGUGAUACUAACAGAUAUUGCUCUAAAUAAACCAAAAGAAGUUUUAUUGUGAAAAACAAAAUGCGGCUUGUAGAUUCAUCAAAACUCUUGCAACUACAAAAUAGACCGACGAAUAUUCGAAAUAUUUGCAUCGUGGCGCACGUGGACCACGGAAAAACUACUUUUGCAGACUCCUUAAUAUCCAGUAAUGGCAUCAUAUCUCAAAGGAUGUCUGGAAAGCUGCGGUACAUGGACAGUAGGCCUGAUGAACAGGAGAGAGGAAUCACUAUGAAGAGCAGUAGUAUAGCCCUAUAUCAUGCUGUAGAUCAACAAGAAUUCUUGGUAAACCUCAUAGAUUCCCCUGGACAUAUUGAUUUCUCAAGUGAAGUGUCUACAGCAGUUAGAUUGUGUGAUGGAGCCAUUGUUGUUGUGGAUGUUGUUGAAGGUGUGUGUCCUCAAACAAGACUUGCACUUAAGCAAGCAUAUUCAGAAAAUAUCAAAGCUGUACUGGUCCUCAACAAAAUUGACAGGCUAAUACUGGAAAUGCAGCUAACUCCACUAGAUGCAUAUGUCCAUCUCACCCAAGUACUUGAGCAAGUAAAUGCGGUCAUGGGAGAAUUAUUUACAACUGAAGUGUUUGAGAAUGAAGAGAAUACUAUGGAAAAACAGCAACAAAAACAACAAAUAUCUAAAGAAGACACUGACUACUCAGACUGGGCUUCAGCAUUAGAAGGGGCAGAUGACUCCAACCUCUACUUCUCUCCCGAGCAGGGCAAUGUGGUGUUCGCCAGUGCUUUAGAUGGAUGGGGCUUCACGAUUCACACUUUUGCUAGAUUGUUCGCACAGAAACUAGGUAUCAAAGAAGAGUUACUGCGAAAAGUGCUAUGGGGUGACUUCUACCUAAAUACAAAAGCAAAAAGAGUUAUGAAAGGUGCACAAGAAAAAGCAAAAAAACCGCUAUUUGUCCAAGUGAUACUUGAAAACUUGUGGAAUGUGUAUGAAACAAUUGUCACAAGAAACGAAAAGGAGAAAGUUCCAGUAAUGUGCGAGAAACUUGGAAUCAAACUCACUGCCCGUGAUUUAAGACACACUGACACACGUAUCCAACUCCAAUCAUUGAUGAUGCAGUGGCUGCCUUUGUCCCUAACAGUCCUAAAUAUGGUAUGUAUAAAACUGCCCUCCCCGAAGGAAAUAUUACCGGAGAAGGUUGAGAAACUUAUGUGUUCAGGAAUACGAGAUUUCGAGUCAUAUCAUCCUGAUACUCAAAGACUCAAAAGUGACUUCCUUGCCUGUGAUAGUAUUGGUGAUAGACCUAUUAUUAUUUUUAUAUCAAAAAUGUUCGGUGUAGACAAAAGUAUAUUGCCUGAAAAUAAGCCUAAGGCUUUAACUGAUGAAGAGAUGGCUCUUAGGAGGGAGAAAGCGAGACAGUUACGUGAAGAAAGAAAACUGAAUAACAACGGAGAAGAACCAGUGCCUCUAAAAGAAGAAUUGACAAAAGAAGUCAUUGAAAAUAAUACAGAAGACCAAGGAGGAAAAGAGGAUGAACCGGCCUUUAUAGCAUUUGCUAGAGUUUUUAGUGGAAAAAUAAGAAAAGGAGAUAAAGUGUAUGUUCUAGGUCCAAAACACAACCCGUCCCAUGUACUUAGCAUAAAGGAUUAUAAUAUAAAUUUAGAUAAGAAAUUGAAGGAUUUGAACAGUGAUGAGCAUAUCACUUGUGCAGAAAUCAAAUCAUUGUAUAUACUAAUGGGAAGGGAUUUAGAAAGUAUAGAUGAAGCUGUGGCUGGCAACAUUGUAGGUAUAGGCGGUCUAGAAGAGCACGUACUGAAGACAGCAACACUGAGCAGCACUAUGGCGUGCCCCGCCUUCAGCGAACUGCAGUACGCCGCCGUGCCCAUACUCAGGGUCGCACUAGAACCGCAGAACCCCUCCCAAUUGCCGCAGUUGGUCAAAGGGCUAAAGUUGCUGAACCAAUCAGACUCGUGCGUGCAAGUGUUGGUGCAGGAGUCGGGCGAGCACGUGCUGGUGACGGCCGGGGAAGUGCAUCUGGAGAGGUGCCUUGAAGAUUUGAAAAAUCACUAUGCCAAGAUUCCAAUCACUGUUUCCGAGCCAAUAGUUCCAUUUAGAGAAACCAUAGUAGAACCUCCUAAACUCGACAUGGCCAAUGAAGAAAUAGCUCUCCAACAAACGGACAAAAGAAAUAAGGAAGAGGACCCAGUCGUUACUAUCUACACAAAUAACAAACAAAGCAGAAUAAAAAUUAGGGCCAAACCUUUACCUAACGAAAUAACAGCAUUGCUAGAAAAAUCUACAGAUUUACUUAAAGCCAUAUCGCAACACAUAAAGUAUCUACACAGUUUGUCUAAAAACGAAAAUAUCGAAUCGAAACUUGAAGGACUAUACAUAAACGGGACGAAACAAAAACUGUCUGACCGUAUGUUAAAAUUAAUAGAAACUUUUAAAGAGGAACUUCAGAAUAUUUGCACCAAAUUAGGUCCAGAAUGGAAUGGCUUUGUCAAUCAAAUUUGGUCUGUAGGCCCUAGGAAUUGUGGUGCAAAUGUGCUUUUGAAUCAGACAGAUUAUACCACGAAGUUUUUAGAUCACGAGAAAGAGAUAGUUGAAGAUCAUAGGUUUGAAUAUGAGGGUAGUUUCGUGAAUGGUUUCCAAAUGGCCACUUUGGCAGGGCCGUUGUGUGAGGAACCAAUGAUGGGGGUCGCUUUUUGUGUGGAGGAAUGGACUUUAGAUAAAUGUGUUGGGGAGGAUGUGUCGCAUACGUUUGGACCACUGUCAGGUCAAAUAAUGUCAGCGGUCAAGGAAGGCUGCAGACGCGCGUUCCAAGUUCAGCCGCAACGAGUGAUGGCUGCCAUGUACUCGUGCGACGUUGCGGUGGACCAGAAGGUUUUAGGCAAGCUGUACGCUUCGCUGGGUCGCCGCGGCGGCAGAGUAAUAGCCAGCGACUUGCAAAGCGGAUCUGCGUCGUUCAGGGUGCGGGCGCUCUUACCAGUCGCCGAGAGCUUCAAGUUCGCUCUGGAGCUGAGGACGCACACGUCCGGCUUAGCUGCGCCUCAGCUGCUCUUCAGCCAUUGGGAGGUAAUAGACAUAGAUCCGUUUUGGCGACCGCGAACUGAAGAGGAGUACCUCCAUUGGGGGGAGAAGUGGGACGGGGUGAACAGAGCCAAGGCUUACAUGGACGCCGUAAGGGCGAGAAAGGGAUUGGCCACCGACAAGAAGCUUGUGGAGCAUGCUGAGAAACAGAGAACGUUGUCUAGAAAGAAAUAAUAUUCUGUGACGAGAUGUGGAAUUGUUAAGUGGAGAAUUAUGAAUUAGUUUUUUACAGAUUCCGGGUAGUUUCGGGCCGCGAAAAACCAAAAUAUUUUCUUACUCUGUGGUUGUUAUCUGAUAAUUUUCGAUAUUUAUAUAUAAAUUUAAAUAUAAUCUGUAUGCCUAAGUAAACUGAAUGCGUACGCACGCAGCAAUUUUAUUAUUGUAUGAGACGUGGCUGCAAAUGUGCGUUGGCACCUUUAUACUUCUGAUAAAGGACUAAUAUUUUAUCAGUGAAAUUACGUGUUUCAUAAUUAGCAACAUAUUUUAAAAUGACUAUUAUUUUAAUAUGGUACCUACCUACUAUUUGUAGGUAUUGUCUUUGUAUCAUUAUAUGUCGACUUAAAAGUAAAUGUGGCCAAAUUCAGUAAAUACAUAUAUAUUUUUAAAUAUAUAAACUAAUCUGGAUAAGUGCGCAGUAGCCGCGAUCCAUGUCUGCUUUCGAUCUUUUUCUAACCAGUCAUGUUAGAACAUAACUGGAACAUAAUUUCAUGACAAAAUGUAUUUUUCCAAAAGUUAUCCCUAGUACCUAAUAGUGUACGCUAGGUUCUUGAUCUUUUAGUACUUAGUGCUCAAUGAGUGGCGCAGUGGUAAAGUUCUUGCCACUGAACCGAGAGGUCCCGGGUUCGAUCCCCGGUCGGGUCAUGAUGGAAAAUGAUCUUUUCUGAUUGGCCCGGGUCUUGGAUGUUUAUCUAUAUAUUUGUUAUAAAAUAUAAUAUUGUUGAGUUAAUGUUUCAUAACACAAGUCUCGAACUUACUUUGGGGCUAACUCAAUCUGUGUGCUUUGCCUAAUAUAUUUAUUUAUAAUUUAUUAAUACCGUUUAAUUAUAAUGCAUUAGUUGCAUUUAUUGUAAAUCUGAUGCAAGUAUGUGGAAAUUCAAAAUUCGUAUUUGGUAAUAUUUAGAAAUAAUUUUGUAUGCUUAUCCUAUGUAACCUACCUAAGUUUAAUUCUGAAAGAUAUCAUACCAAGAGCACUGUCCCGGAUAGACAGGGGCGCGGGUGGUUCAAUUUCCGCUCGAUUCCAGAAUUUUUUCAUCUCAUUAUUAUUUUCAGAAAUAAGUUAAAAAGCAUGUGUGACUUGUAUAACAAAUCCAUUUAGGUGUCAUACCAUUUUACAGACAGUUGAACAUACUGUAUUAAAUUGUAUUAGUAAUUCAUUUUACCAAUAUUCUUAUUAUUUCUUACUCAGAUGGCUCAAUCAAAUAUUGUUAUUUAUUCGAAAUAAAAAUAUUAACGAUACCAAA